Messenger RNA from Miniopterus natalensis, 819 nucleotides. Its product is annotated as ret finger protein-like 4A. The record is from RefSeq and is a predicted model, not a curated record. Lineage: Eukaryota; Metazoa; Chordata; Mammalia; Chiroptera; Miniopteridae. Gene Ontology annotation, molecular function: protein binding.
AUGGCCGGGCGCCUUAAGGAGGCCAGCCGAUGCCCGGUCUGCCUGAAUUACCUUGAAAACCCCGUGAACCUGAAGUGCGGAUACAUCUGCUGCCUCCAGUGCGUCCCCUCACUGCCCAAGGAGCCCCGCGGGGAUGGCGUUUUGUGCCUCGGCUGCUCCAAGGUUUCUCAGAAGGGUGACAUCAGGCCCAACAGCCAGCUGGGCAGGCUGGUGUCCAAGGUCAAGGCCCUGGAGCCCCAGCUGAGAACCAUCCUGCAGAUGAACCCGAGGAUUCGCAAGUUCCAAGUGGACAUGACCUUGGAUGUGCACACAGCCAACAACUACCUCAUCCUUUCUGAGGACCUGAGGCGGGUCUCCUGUGGCUAUUUCGAGCAGAGGCGCCUAGUCCACCCCGGGAGAUUCAACUGGGCCAUCUGUGUCCUGGGCUCCCCGCGGUUCGCCUCUGGUCGCCAUUACUGGGAGGUGGAUGUGGGGACCAGCAGGGAGUGGAGUUUGGGCGUCUGCACGGAGUCUGCUCCCCGGCAAGGGGAGGUCCUCCUGUCUUCAGAACGCGGCUUCUGGACUGUGAGCUUCAGGGACAAGGACCUGUUCUCGGCCAGCACCGAGCCCUUCACGGUGCUGCUGGUGAGCCCCCACUUACACCGCGUGGCCAUCUUCCUGGAUGUGGAGAUGGGGACCGUCUCCUUUUACCACGUGGGCGAUGGGUCCCAUGUGUUCACAUUCCCUAAAAUUUCUGCCUCGGAGCCACUGUGCCCAUUCUUUGGGCCUGCGAACCCGGCGAUGGAUGAUGGGAGCUGCCUGACCAUCUGUCCUGGGUGA